Volvox carteri f. nagariensis is the source of this 3003-nucleotide messenger RNA. RefSeq lists its product as uncharacterized. The record is from RefSeq and is a predicted model, not a curated record. The transcript is spliced from 13 exons. Gene Ontology annotation, molecular function: protein binding. Lineage: Eukaryota; Viridiplantae; Chlorophyta; Chlorophyceae; Chlamydomonadales; Volvocaceae. The annotation marks the transcript as partial.
AUGGCAGGCAGCCAGAAGGGCAGCAGCAGCAGCAACAUCACCAACAAGCGCCGCACCAGCAGCAGCGUCCCGGCUAUUCAGGAUUCACCUGGCUACCGUGUGCCCUGGUUUGGACGGAGCCGGUCCAAGUAUGGCAGCGGCAAGUAUGGCAAGAAAGGCGGGGAUCAGUUGUAUCCGAACGGUGGUCAGGGCAGGUUCGGUGGUUCCGGCGGCGCGGGACCCUCUUGUAGAGGUGGCGAGGAUGCUUUGUCAGUCGAGGAAAUGGCCGUGAUUAUUCAGAAGCUGCAACCGAACGAACCUCUUCCGGAGGUCAUUUUCAGGGCUCUCCACCAUGACCUCAGCCGCCUUGGAAAGGACCGCCGUGCUAUGGAGCUUUUUGAUUGGCUGCGCUCGGCAAACGAGCGGAGUCCGCUCAGGGCACUGUGCGAUGUAUACAGCUACACGGCAACAAUUUCGCUCUGCAUUCAUGGCCAGGACGUUGAUCGCGCUCUGGAGCUUAUGCAGGAGAUGCGGAGUCGGAAUAUUGAACGUAACGUGCACACUUACACUGCGCUCAUGAACGUUUGCAUCAAAUGCGGUAAGCUUCCCCUGGCACUGGACAUUUACAACUCCAUGCGGGCGGUAAACUGCAUGCCCAACGUGGUCACCUAUAAUACUCUUGUCGACGUGUACGGAAAACUUGGACAGUGGGAGCGUGCGAUACACGUACUGGACGUGAUGAAGCAUGAGGGUGUAGAGCCUGUGCUGCGCACUUACAACACGCUUAUCAUCGCGUGCAAUAUGUGCAAUCAGCCACGCGAGGCGUUGGCGGUAUACCAGAGGCUUCUGUCGGAUGGCUUCACACCCAACUCGACUACGUACAACGCUCUGAUAAGCGCGUAUGGCAAAACUACCCAGUUGGGGAAGGCGUUGGAGGUGUAUCAGGAGAUGCUGCGGCAGAACAUGGAUCGAAGCGUAAUUACGUACAGCUCGCUCAUUAGCGCCUGCGAGAAAGCAGGGCAAUGGGAGACGGCGCUCCGCAUUUUCAACGAGAUGCAGCAGGACAAGUGUGUCCCCAACACGGUUACUUAUAACUCAUUGGUGACUGCGUGUGCACAAGGUGGUCAGUGGGAGAAGGCUGCCGAAGUAUUCGAACAGAUGAAUGCACACGGUUGCACGCCUGAUGUUGUGACGUACACAGCGCUGAUCAGCGCCUACGAGCGGGGCGGGCAGUGGCAGAAGGCGCUUCAGGCGUUUCACAAAAUGUGUGUGCAAGGCUGCAAGCCCGACGCCAUUGUUUACAACGCGAUUAUUGAUACGCUCUGGGAAACUGGCAUCAUAUGGGCUCAGGGCAAGGCACUCCAGCUGUUCAUGACGGCAGUGCAGCAAGGCCACUUUCAUCAGGAGCCUCUGGUACGGCGCCCUGGCCGCGUUGAGGUCAACCUACAUGCAAUGACAGCUGGCGUCGCGAUGGUGUGCUUGUACUGCUGGUUGCUUGAGCUGAGGCGAAUUGCGAUAGAAAAAGGUCCUCAGCACCUGCCCGCUGCAUUGGCCAUCGUUACAGACAUGGGAAAAGCCAGUCGUGAGCAGGGUAACUGCAUUGUCAAGGAGGCGGUAGCGGCCAUGAUGAGCUUCUGGGAUGCUCCUUUCCGGCUGGUGCAGGAUGGCGUGUACGCAUCUGUGCUCGAGGCUGGCGGGAUGCAAGUUGCUGAUUGGGUCGCCGGCACGCCAUUCAGCGCGCAGCUAGCCAGCUUAUUUCCGAUCGCCGACAGCAGCAAGAUGACGGAGGAGAUCUACGUCAUGCGAGAGCAGCAGGUGACGCAAGAAUGCCAGGAGGCCUUUGCGGCAGUGCAGCAUUUCGAGAAUACACACGGGUUGGUGCUUUCAAACAUGAGCCCGGGCUAUGUGCAGCAGCGGCCCGUACUCAUUUCUCGCCUCCUGGACCUGAGCUCCAAGCUAAGCCUGCGCGACGAGGUUGUACACGAUGCGGUGACCGAGGAUGUUUUGCCGCUCGUCGGCGUGGCGGCACUAAUCAUUGCGGCAAAGCAAGGCGACAGCAGCGACCGGGUGCCAACCAACGCGGAGAUGGAACAGAUAACCGAGCUGCCGGCUACAGCUGUGGCGAAGAUGGAGUGGAAUAUUCGCGGCCUGCUGACGGACGACAUCUCCGCAAUCUCUACGAUGCGCUGCCUGAAGGUUUACCUUGAGCGUCUGGGCUACCGCUACCUUGAUAAGCAAGAUGUGUACGGGAUGGCAGGUUUCGCAAUUAUGCUGGCGGUGGAGUCGUUGUACGACCUGUCCUUACUGAACUGCCGACCAUCAGUUGUGGCGGCGGCCAUUCUGUAUGCUGAGCGCCGCUUGCGGGGUGCUGUGCCUUUUUGGCCAUCAAUGCUCUCUAAGCUUACGGGCUAUCAUGACAUGUCGACACCCGAGCUUACCGUGGCGAUGUACAAGGCGCAGCUGAUCCAGCUUGCGGGACAGGCGGGGCCUUCGGCUGCGUCAAUCUCGGUGGCGCCGGAGCUGGCCGGCGGUCCCCAAGGGGGCGUUCCUCCCCCGCCGCCGAUGAUGGGUCCUGGAGUGUGCGCACACAUGCCCCAGGGUCCGGGUGGCGUAAUGAGCGGGUCGCUGAGCGGAUCUACUGGCGCUGGUGUGAUUGCGCCUCCACCGGCCCCGCCCGUGGUGGCAACAGUGAUGCAGCCGACUCCCUCCCAUGCCGGGCCACACACAACGAAGGCAGCACAAUGGCAGCCGGGGCGUUAUGAUCACCUUGCACAAAGCGGCGCUGCCGUGGCCGCAACGCCGGAUCCGACGGCGGGAGUGGUGGUCGGAAGUGCGGCGGUUCCAAGCGCGGGCCCAGGCACUACAGCAGGGCCUAAACAGGAUGACAGUGCGGCAAUCAAGGCGCUGACGCAGGCGAUGCAGGGUUUGGCCAUGGGUCCUCACGGUAUACAGACGGGGGCCCAGUCGGUGCUUGAGAAAUGGCAAAGGCUUGGCGGAGAAGAGGGUGGGGAUGGGGCCGGACCG